GGCGCCGCGGCCAUUUCGUCGCUCGGCCGUGGCGGCGGCGCGCUCAUGUGACCCUCCCGCAUGGCCGUGGAGGGAGCGGCGGGCGCGUCCCCGCCCGGCGGCAGCGGCGGCAGCAGCAUCGGGAGCGCGCCCGCCGCCCGCCCGUUCAUCUGCUCCUUCCCCGGCUGCGACGCCGCCUUCAGCAAGGGCUGGCGGCUGGACGCGCACCUCUGCCGGCACACGGGCGCGAGGCCGUACGUCUGCGGGCACGAAGGCUGCGGGAAGGGCUUCACGAGGGAGUUCCACCGCGCUCGGCACCUCCUCACGCACACCGGUGAAAAGCCGUUUGAGUGCACAGCUGAUGGAUGCAAUCAGAAAUUUGGAACAAAAUCAAACCUAAAGAAACACAUUCAACGCAAGCAUGAAAAUCAGCAAAAGCAAUAUGUAUGCGACUUUGAAGGCUGUAACAAGUCUUUCAAGAAACAUCAACAACUUAAAGUUCACCAGUGUCACCACACCAAUGAACCUCCCUUCAAAUGUAGUCAUGAAGGAUGUGGAAAGAGCUUUUCUACUCCAAGUAGACUAAAACGGCACGAGAAGAUACAUGAAGGCUAUGCAUGCAAGAAAGAAAACUGCUCAUAUAUCGGAAAAACGUGGACUGAGCUUCUGAAACAUAAUAAAGAAAGUCAUACAGAGCCAAUAGUUUGCAGUGAGUGUUCGAAAACUUUUAAACGCAAAGACUACCUCAAACAGCAUCAAAAAACACAUGCUGUGGAGAGGGAAGUCUGCCGCUGCCCAAGAGAAGGAUGUGGGAGAACUUACACAACUGUAUUUAACCUCCAAAGCCAUAUCCUCUCUUUUCAUGAGGAAAAAAAGCCAUUCUCUUGCGAUCAUCCAGGCUGUGGAAAAGUGUUUGCAAUGAAGCAGAGCCUAGCAAGGCACAUUGUUGACCACGAUCCUGAAAAGAGAAAGCUGAAAUUAAAAACGAAGCGUUCUCGUCCUAAGAGGAGCUUAGCCUCUCGUCUGAGCGGAUACAUUCCUCCUAAAACGCAGCCAGGAAAAGGUGCGGUUGUGACAGAGAGCAAGACAGUGGAUAAACCCGUGGAAAAUGAAAUACCAACUGUUGAAAUUCUGACCCUCCAGUAAAGAGUAUCCAGUCUCAUUGUGUCAAAAUUCACCCUUGGUGGCAGUGGCUAAAUUCAUCUCUCACACUCACUGCUGUAACAGGAAGACUGGCUGCAUGUUUGGGGCACGUAGGAAUGUCUCUUCAGGGUCAGAACAUUCAAGUGUUUUUAUUUCUACUGCAAUUUUGUUCGUACCACCCACAAUGCAGGCCUAACAGACAAAUAGGUAAGCACUGGAUCUGGACUUUUAGGACAGUGUACAAAUUCCUAUAGUUUGCUUGUGAUGUAGCUGAAUGUGAAAGCCUUAAAACUGGGCACCUAUUCAUCUCAAGCCCAUUUUCUUACGUGGUAAAGUACAAUAUUAAAGUGGAAGUACAAGACCUUGUAAUACAUUUAAACAAGUUGGUCUCUUCCUCCUUCAGGAUUCUUCAAAGUAGCUACUAUGUGAAUAAUCUUUUUGUAUCUUAUGGAGCAGAAAAAAUCACUACCACAAUAAUACUCUCUAAAAUGAUACCCAAAGCACAGGUACCCUCCUUAACCUGAGGGUAACAAAAGACAAUAAAUACAUGGUCAGAUGCCUUUUUUAAAACUUUCUUCCCGAACUCAGUUUGUUAAACUGCUGGAGCAGACAAACCCAAGACAAAAAAGCUUCCAAAAUGUUCAAUACUGGAAAAGUUGUUCUCUUAUUCUGUAAAAGAAUUUUCUCCUAGUAGCUCUAGUAGCAGCAGGCCAGGAAGAGAAAGUUUCAUGAUUACUGGUGGUGAAACUAAAUUUGUGUAUCUGGUGCACAUAGUUUGUAAAAACUGACAUUUAUGCCUUAAUAAAUGAACAGAAAUUCAGUGAGUCUUACAAAACCAGAAUCUAGUUGUAUUAAAUAAAAAUAGUUUAAAAAAAAAAAAAAAAACAGCUGAUGCCAAAAUAGUAAAUCCUGAGAAGGCAAUAGAAGGCUUCUCUGGAGAAGACUAAUCCAAAAUUUUAUUUUCACUAGUGCAAAUCCUUAAUAGCAUGGACUGCAGUGACAUUGCUUUGGAUUUACACAGAUGCAAGUAAGAGGAUUUAGUCUGCUGAAACCAUUUUUAGUACAGCAUUUUUCAGUGUUCAUUGUUGUAACGUUAACAAUGUAUGUACC
Molecule: messenger RNA, 2232 nt
Organism: Cygnus atratus (black swan)
Lineage: Eukaryota; Metazoa; Chordata; Aves; Anseriformes; Anatidae
Gene: GTF3A
Product: general transcription factor IIIA
Exons: 10
Coding region: 61-1125 (354 amino acids)
Cellular component (GO): nucleus
Source: RefSeq, a predicted model, not a curated record